This is a messenger RNA of Chaetura pelagica (chimney swift), 1744 nucleotides long. It is a transcript of the gene DDX41, whose product is annotated as DEAD (Asp-Glu-Ala-Asp) box polypeptide 41. Bases 13 to 1725 code for a protein of 570 amino acids. The transcript has 15 exons. Gene Ontology annotation, molecular function: RNA helicase activity; zinc ion binding; RNA binding. Gene Ontology annotation, cellular component: spliceosomal complex. Gene Ontology annotation, biological process: mRNA splicing, via spliceosome. NCBI's taxonomy places the organism in Eukaryota, Metazoa, Chordata, Aves, Apodiformes, Apodidae. The record is from RefSeq and is a predicted model, not a curated record.
AAGCUGCUGCAGAUGCGGCGGAAGGUGGUGUCGGAGGAGGAGCAGCGGGACAGCGGGAGCGAGCUGCGCGGGGACGAGGAUGACAUCCCCCUGGGGCCCCAGUCCAACAUCAGCCUCCUGGACCAGCACCAGCACCUCAAGGAAAAGGCAGAAGCACGGAAGGAGUCAGCCAAGGAGAAGCAGCUGAAGGAGGAAGAGAAGAUCCUGGAGAGCGUAGCGGAGGGCCGAGCUCUGAUGUCAGUGAAGGAGAUGGCCAAGGGCAUCACCUAUGAUGACCCCAUUAAAACCAGCUGGAAGGCCCCUCGUUACAUCCUGGGAAUGUCGGAGGCCCGGCACGAUCGCGUGCGCAAGAAGUACCACAUCCUGGUGGAGGGGGAAGGCAUCCCACCCCCCAUCAAGAGCUUCAAGGAGAUGAAGUUCCCAGCAGCUAUCCUAAGGGGCCUGAAAAAGAAGGGGAUCCAGCAGCCAACGCCCAUUCAGAUCCAGGGCAUCCCCACGAUCCUCUCAGGGAGGGACAUGAUUGGCAUUGCCUUCACCGGCUCUGGGAAGACCUUGGUGUUCACCCUCCCAGUGAUCAUGUUCUGCCUGGAGCAGGAGAAGAGGCUGCCAUUUUCCAAGCGAGAAGGACCUUAUGGACUCAUCAUCUGUCCCUCUCGGGAGCUGGCCCGGCAGACCCACGGCAUCAUCGAGUACUACUGCCGCCUGCUGCAGGAGGAUGGGCUGCCCCCCCUGCGCUGUGCCCUCUGCAUCGGGGGCAUGUCUGUCAAGGAGCAGAUGGAGACCAUCAAACAUGGUGUACACAUGAUGGUGGCAACCCCUGGCCGCCUGAUGGACCUGCUGCAGAAGAAGAUGGUGAGCCUGGACAUCUGCCGUUACUUGGCCUUGGAUGAGGCUGACAGGAUGAUUGAUAUGGGCUUUGAGGGGGACAUACGUACCAUCUUCUCCUACUUCAAGGGCCAGCGGCAGACCCUCCUCUUCAGUGCCACGAUGCCUAAGAAGAUCCAGAACUUUGCCAAGAGUGCCCUAGUGAAGCCCAUCACCAUUAACGUUGGGCGAGCGGGUGCUGCCAGCCUGGAUGUUGUGCAGGAGGUGGAGUAUGUGAAGGAGGAGGCCAAGAUGGUGUACCUCCUGGAGUGCCUGCAGAAGACCCCACCACCUGUGCUGAUCUUUGCGGAGAAGAAGGCGGAUGUGGAUGCAAUCCAUGAGUACCUGCUGCUCAAGGGCGUGGAAGCUGUGGCCAUCCAUGGAGGGAAAGAUCAGGAGGAACGGACAAAAGCUAUUGAGGCUUUCCGGGAUGGGAAGAAGGAUGUCCUGGUGGCUACUGACGUCGCUUCUAAGGGCCUGGACUUCCCAGCCAUCCAGCAUGUCAUCAACUAUGACAUGCCAGAGGAGAUUGAGAACUAUGUUCACCGUAUCGGGCGUACAGGCCGUUCAGGCAACACAGGCAUUGCCACCACCUUCAUCAACAAGGCCUGCGAUGAGUCGGUGCUGAUGGACCUGAAGGCCCUGCUCCUGGAGGCAAAGCAGAAGGUGCCACCUGUGCUCCAGGUGCUGCACUGUGGGGACGAGACUAUGCUGGAUAUUGGAGAUGAGCGGGGCUGCGCCUUCUGCGGUGGCCUGGGCCAUCGCAUCACCGACUGCCCCAAGCUGGAGGCCAUGCAGACCAAGCAAGUCAGCAACAUUGGCCGCAAGGACUACCUGGCCCACAGCUCCAUGGACUUCUAGCCCAGGGAGGGUGCUGCCC